Heterocephalus glaber (naked mole-rat) is the source of this 3482-nucleotide messenger RNA. The record is from RefSeq and is a predicted model, not a curated record. Lineage: Eukaryota; Metazoa; Chordata; Mammalia; Rodentia; Bathyergidae.
UUACACUUCAAUUCUGGGUAAUACAUCAUUUUGAACUGGUUGUAUUGAAAUAUCCUAGAAUGUCUUUGUAUUUAUUUAUGAGACAGUCUCGCUAUAUAGUUCAGGGUGUCGUUGAACUCACUAUGUAUCCCACGCUGACCUUGAAUUCGCAGUGAUCCUCCUGCCUCAGCCUCUGGAUGGCUGGGACUACAGCCGUGUGCCACCCCGCCAAGCGUGUGUUUUUUUUUUUAAAGUUUGAGUUAGAGUCUUGCUAAAUUGCCCAGGCUGGGCUUGAACUUGCAACCCUCUUGCCUCUGCUUCCCAAAAUGCUGAGAAGACAGGCGUCCACCACCAUGCCUGAUUUUAACCUCUCAGGUUACGGCACUGCUCCAGGCCUCCAGAACUUGUCCCUGAUAAGGUCUCACCACGCUUGGACCAAUGAGCUCGACGCGCGUUCCCUCCUGCGUCUCGCGCGAUAACCAAGCGGCCUUGGCCUUCGCAAUAAAACGCUGGCCUGGCGAUAGGGCCGGAGAUUUAGCUCAGUGGUUUCGCUGCCUUCUGCGCAAGCGCAAGGACCCGAGUUCGAUCGCCGGUACCAAAAAAAACCCCAGCAAACCUUAGAUCCCCAGUGCCAAGAAAAAAAAUCAAAACCAAAACGCUGGCGAUGAAAGACUUUCCCCGCCCACGGAACUGACACCGGAAGCGAAGCGUGUCUGACAGAUCCCUCUGGCUCUACGGCGGAACAGGGAGAAACGUGAUUCUUUGGUCGUAGGCCUCCUGUAAAAUAAUGCACCUUUUUCUUUUCGUGAGACAUUGAAGAUAAACUCCUCUCCCUUUAUACCUACGCCUUGGACAUAAAGGCCGAGAGUUGGGGCGGUAGACGGACGCGAGCGAGUGGGCCUGCGGCAAAGCUCAGGUGGCCGCUGCGGUCCGGUGGCGCAGCUGCUGCGCAUCGCUGGGGCACAGUGGCGGGCCGCGCGGCGCGGCUCAGACGUAGAUCUCUCUGCCAGCCAGUGUGUCUCCUCGGCCCUCGCGCAGGGCGCGGCCACCUUAGCGCGUUAGAGGCAGUAGUGCCUGCGGCAGCCUUGACCUUUGAAGCGGCGGCGGCGGCAGCAUCAGGCUCUGCAGCGGCAAUCCCCAGUGGUUAAGCCAUGGCCCGAAGAGGAGCUGGAUGUACAUCACGGUAGCUGCUCCAGGGGGAGUACAGGAAGCAAUCUUUGUGUUUGCCCACUUGGUAGUAGAGGAACUGCAAGGGGUAUGCACGUGUGCCAAAUUAUCAACAGAAGUAGCCCAAUUCAGUGCAAUGUCGCAUAAAAAUCCCCUUUUACAACUUUGGGGGGAGGUUGAAAGUGAGUCAUCAGGUGAUUCGGCUACUGAUGAUGACUUGGAUCAUGUAAGCCAAAGAAGUUUCGACAGUGAGACGGAACAAGAAAUGACAGAUAGAGAAGUAGAGAAUGAAGGCCUUGAUUCAGAUGAGGAAGACAAAUAUUUGACUAGUAGAAAUGGUACAAAAUGGUCACAUCUACCUGAACAAUCUGACGUUAGAACUAGUUCAGAAAAUGUUAUUAGGUUCUUGCCAGGGGUGAAACCUAUUGGACAGAAUGCCAACACUGCGAUUCAGUGUUGGAAAUUGUUUGUAACGGAUGAUAUGCUACAAGAUAUUGUGAAGUACACUAAUAAUGAAAUACAACUAAAACGUUCUAUAUGCAACAAUAGUAAUACUGAAAAACAUAUUUAUCAUGACACCUCACUAUCUGAACUAAAAGCCUUCAUAGGUCUGUUGUAUAUAGCAGGACUUUAUAAUUGUGAGAAUCUAAAGGAUUUAUGGAGAAAUGAUGGCUGUGGUGUUAAGAUUUUUAGAACAACAAUGACACUCCAGAGAUUCUCUUUCCUUCGAAAUUGCCUACGUUUUGAUGACAAAAAGACCCGCCAAGAAAGAAAAAACGCAGACAAUUUGGCUGCUAUUCGCUCAUUUUUUGAAAGCUUUGUUUUGAAUUGUCAAGCAAUUUAUACACCAUCUGAAUACAUGACAAUUGAUGAACAACUUGCAUCAUUUCAUGGUCGUUGUAGCUUUCGGCAAUAUAUGCCAAAUAAACCUUCCAAAUAUGGUAUAAAAAUAUAUGCCCUGGUAGAUGCAAAAACAUUUUACACCAUGAAUUUAGAAAUUUAUCCUGGAACUCAGCCACCAGGUCUUUAUUCAUGCAGUAAUAAACCGUAUGAUGUUGUUAGUAGACUUGUGGCACCUAUUUCCAAAAGUAACCGAAAUGUCACAUUUGACAGUUGGUUCACUAGCUACUCAUUGAUGUUGCAUUUGCUAAAAGAACACCAAUUGACCAGCACGGGAAUUAUUCACAAGAACCAAGCAGAGAUUCCUGAAAAAAUGUUGCAAAUUCACAAUAGAGAAAUGUAUAGUACAAUCUUUGGAUUUCAAAAAGACAUAACAUUGGCCUCUUAUAUGGCAAAGAAAAACAAAGUAGUGUUGAUACUGUCAACGUUACACCAUGAUGAUAAGAUUGAUAGUGAAUCCUCAACACGAAUGAAGCCAGAAAUCGUCACAUUUUACAAAAAAACAAAAUGUGGAGUAAAUGUUGUUGACGAGCUAUGCAGUGAGUAUGAUGUCUCUCGAAACACAAAGCGUUGGCCAAUGGUUGUGUUUUACUUGAUCCUAAACAUGUCAGGCAUAAACAGUAUCAUAGUUUACAAAGAAAAUAACAAGUGCAAAAUAUCACAGAGGGAUUUUCUUAGAGAAUUGGGACUAGAAUUGAUAAAAGAUCAAUUACAACAGUGGAAGAACAUUAUGUAUCAGCCCAAAGAUUGCAAAAGAAUCCUGGAGCAGACUGAUGAACAGACAGGUGAAACAUCACAAGAACCUCCUAACCAAACAGCAAGACCAGCAAGAUGUCAAGUGUGUCCUACAAAAAAAGAUAGAAAAACAAAACGCACAUGCUAUCACUGCAAGCGAUAUUUGUGUAUGGAACAUGCUGUUCGCAUGUGUGAAGACUGCCUUAGGUAUCAUAAUUGAACUAAGGAUAAUUUUCCUUUUUCUUUUUUUUUUUUUGGUACGGGGAGUCAAACUCAGGACCUUGCACUUGUGAGGCAGGCGCAGCACCACUAAGCUAAAUCCUUGGCCCUAAAGAUAAAUUUUCUUGUUGAGUUUUAUUUUCAUUUUAGUUCAUAUAGGAAUUUAUUUCUGUUAUUUUUUAGAUUUUUGUGAACAAAAACCAGUUGAAAAUGCUGAUGUGUAUAUUAUAAACACUCUAAAAAUUUAAUACUCUAAUUUACUGAUAUUUUAUUUUCCUGUUAAGUAUACAUUGUAUAAUAUAAUAAGAACCUCCUAAAAGAAGUGUAAUGCCAGUGAGAUGUAAAGUACGUCCUACAAAAAGUCAGGAAAACAAAACAUGCUAUCACUAUAAGCAAUAUUUGUGUAUAGAACAAGCUGUUUUCACGAGUGAAGACUGCCUUAUGUGUCAGAAUGGAAGCAAAUUAAAGAUUUUUGUUGUAGA